Python bivittatus (Burmese python) is the source of this 1710-nucleotide messenger RNA. The record is from RefSeq and is a predicted model, not a curated record. NCBI's taxonomy places the organism in Eukaryota, Metazoa, Chordata, Lepidosauria, Squamata, Pythonidae.
AGCGAGGUCAGCAGGAACUUGAGCACAAAGGUUGGGUGAAUUUCAACAAAGCCUCUCUUCCUUUCGCCAUCCUGAGCUUGGUGAAUUCUCCCUACAAACGGGGUUUCUACUGUGAUGACACUUCCAUCCGCUAUCCGUACAAGUCGGACACCAUUACGCAUGGGGUGAUGGCCGGAGUGACCAUUUCUUGCACGGUUCUCAUAAUUUCAGCCGGCGAGGCGUACCUGGUCUACACAGAACGGUUGUACUCCCGCUCCCAGUUUAAUAAUUAUCUGGCUGCCCUGUACAAAGUUAUUGGGACAUUCCUGUUCGGCAGUGCGGUCAGCCAGUCGCUGACCGACUUGGCAAAGUACAUGAUCGGGCGUCUGCGGCCCAAUUUCCUGGCGGUCUGUGACCCUGACUGGACAAAAGUGAAUUGCUCGGUUUACGUCCAGGUGGAAGACGUGUGCCAGGGCAACCUCAGAGACAUCACAGAGUCCAGAUUAUCAUUCUAUUCUGGACAUUCUUCAUUUGGGAUGUACUGCAUGGUGUUUUUAGCGCUUUACGUCCAGGCCCGCCUGGUCGGCAGAUGGGCUCGGCUGCUGCGCCCGACGAUCCAGUUCUUCCUCUUCUCCUUCGCCAUCUACGUGGGCUACAGCCGCGUGUCGGACUACAAGCACCACUGGAGCGAUGUGCUGGUUGGCCUCCUGCAGGGAGCACUCAUCGCCGUCCUCACUGUCCGCUACGUCUCCGACUUCUUCAAGCCGAGACCGCUGGCACCGUGCACCGAAAAGGAACUUGGGCGUAAACCCAGCAUCCCCCUGCCGCUGAGUGAGUCAGAGUGUAACCACUGCAACUACCGGGUUCCUGCGUGAACGGGGCAAUUUUGAAUUGUUCUGAUCUGAGCGGCAAACACAUACCCGGCUUUUAGCUGGCGGCUCUUGCUCCCCGCCUUGCUACGUGCCUUUUGGACUUGUCCGACGAGGAGGAAACACAGCAGGACAUUUUUCAUGUUGUUGUUCUUUUGUACUUGUUUUUAAACCAUGGUUUUGUACGAUGCCCGAUGCUACUGCACCACGCGUUUGUCACUUGGGAAUGCCCGCCUCACCGCCCCGUAAGCCAAGGUCCAGGAGAGAAUCCGAACGUUUUCCCACGUUGGGUCUGUGGUUAAGGACCUUCUGGACACACCCUCCCCUUGUGGGGUAAAUAGCCCCCCUGUUUAAUGUCCUCUUUUGGUUUGAACUUCGCUCUUGCACCUUUAAUACCAGCUUGCUUUGCAAACGUUAGUGGGUAUCUGAUCAUUUUCUCUCCCCAGAACCGUGGAAGGACUCACCCGUGGCCAAGUGAAGAUCCAAAAGUAGGUAGGGUGUUUUUAGCACCCUUUGUUUUCAUUUUCCUGGUAUGUGGGUACCCUUCUUAGGAGCCCAAUGGGGAUCCAUUGGGGGGCCCGUGCCAGGAUGCAGACAAACCCUCUGAAAUGAGGUUUCAUCUGGGAGAACUCCCAGCCAGUUGCUCUGUAGGAAGCAAAUUGUGGUCCUUGUCUUAAAAUGGAGUGCGGUGGGGGAUACCGGAAGAAACUCUGGGAUUGGAUGUGAAUGAUGAUGAUUAAACUGCUAAACGGGGGGUCCUACCUCUCCGAUACCAACCAAAGUUUCUGUACCGGUGGAUUUUUGUUUUCCAGUUGGUAAAAUUGAGAAAAAUUCAAUAAAUCGAAAUGGACUUUUUAAGUAA